CUCCGCCUCUUCCUGUAUGCAGAUCCAACCUGAGGACAGCACAUGUGAGGAUCAGAGCAGAGAGCAGACAGACGGGAAGACGGACGCAGAGAGACCCUCCACCUGGACAUGGACCACCUGAUGCUGCUGCUGCUGCUGUGGAGCUCAGGACUCCAGGCUGAAGGAGAACUCAACUCAACAGAGUCUUUCAGGUUGGUGGGAGGAGCCAGUCGCUGUGGAGGAACACUGGAGGUGAAACAUAACGGAGAAUGGAGACCAGUGAGUUACUAUGACUCUGGCUGGACCCUGAAAAGAGCAACUGCCGCCUGCAGAGAGAUUGACUGUGGCUCUGCUGUUUCUGUAGACAGAGAAGUGUCUUCAGCCAGAUCUGUGUGGGGGAUCAGGUCUGACUGUGUUGAGUCUGGAUCUGCUCUGAGGGAGUGUGCAACAUCAGAUUCCUCUUCUUUCUUAUUUGAGCUCACCUGUUCAGGUAAGCCUGUCCCCGUGGUGCGAUAA
Perca fluviatilis (European perch) is the source of this 495-nucleotide messenger RNA. RefSeq names its product CD5 antigen-like. The record is from RefSeq and is a predicted model, not a curated record. The coding region runs from base 109 to 495 and encodes 128 amino acids. Gene Ontology annotation, cellular component: membrane. NCBI's taxonomy places the organism in Eukaryota, Metazoa, Chordata, Actinopteri, Perciformes, Percidae. The transcript has 3 exons.